UGGGCUACUGCCAUUCACGAUGGUCAAAAAAUCCUCAUUCCCACCAGUUAUCUGGAACCAAUAAAUACACCAAAAGCUGAUAUGACGAAAGUGAAUAAUGGAAUCCCUCUACCACCCACAAAGAUGCCCCCAACCAGGCCCAAUUGUCAAGCCAAUGGGUAAUCCAUCAACAGAUCUGAAUGUACCAAAGAGACCUGUCUGUGACGCACCAGAACAAAAAGAGGAGACAGUGAAGGAGAAAGCUGGUCAACAAAUUCCUCUGCAAAAGGUAGAGAUGGUUGUCCAUUUACAGAGCGUACCAGAAACCAAGCAGGAGAUCACAAUGGCCAAGCAAGAUCAGAUGAGCGCAACACUGCCUGUAGGUGAAGAAGACAGCCUAAUAUCAUUACAAGUACAUACGGAGUUCACUGUAAACCUGUCAGUGAGAAAGGACAUCACUUAUACUGAGCUACAACAGCAUCUCAGACAAAAGCUGAAGCAACAUGGAGAGCAGAUGAACAUACAGCUGAGUUACAGGGAUUCUGAAGGGAAGCAAGUAACUCCGGUGAAAGGAGAUGCAGACCUCAAGGGAAUGUGGGAACAAGCCAAUCAGAAGAAGCUUAUCCUGUGCUGUAAGGACACAUAUAACUGUGUGGGUAGACCCAUCCUAUAUCACAUGAGAGCCAUCUACCACUAUUCUCCAGAAGGACCAGAAGAUCUUACCUUUAACGAAGGUCAUAUCAUUGACAUUCUCUCAGAAGUGAAUGAGGAGUGGCUGGAAGGUCACUGCAAUGGAAGUAUCGGAAUAUUCCCCAAGUGCUUUGCUACAAGACUUGCGUGA
Messenger RNA from Staurois parvus, 820 nucleotides. The record is from the annotation of a GenBank genome assembly. Lineage: Eukaryota; Metazoa; Chordata; Amphibia; Anura; Ranidae.